AUGCAGCAACAACAACCAUCAAGCAAAAUGGCUCAUCAAGGCCUCGUAACGAGGGCUGCAGGAAUUUGGUAUUACAAAUGUAGGAUCUGUCUUGAGGUGUUCACCUCAAGUCAAGGGCUUGUUGGACACCAACGCAAGCACAUGUCUCAGGGAACUUGGAUAAGAGGUAUGCCCCAUUACAAACUUUUUUGUCCAUCUACUAACCUGCCAACCCUCUACGAUCAAUUGGGUAGCCGUAAGUCUACCCCAACUGUCGGGCCUCAGAGAUUUCCUGGCUAUCCACAGUCGAUUCAUGACCAAUCGCAUCAGGCUACAGUGCCUCAUGUUGUUGUACCUUCACCUGCACCUGAUCCUUUGCUUAUUCAGGUGGAUUUGUUUGUCCGUCGUCUUAAUCAACAAAUUCCAUAUGGAAAUCGUUUGAAUGUAAAUCUUUUAUUGGCUUCUACACCUAUUGAAUCAAUUUCUUUACCCAUCGAGAGUUCCGGUAGUAUUACUGUAAGUGCAGAAUGGAUGCGUGAGAAAGAGAAUAAAGAUAAAGAGGUUGAACAGUCAAGUAGUGUUACUAUCAGUGCAGAUUGGAUGUGUGAGAAGGAGAGUAAAGAUCAAGAGGCCGAGCAGUCAAGUAGCAUUACAGUCACUGCAGAUUGGAUGCGUGAAAAGGAGAAUGAUGAUCAAGAGCAGAAGAAGAAGCCCUUCACUAAGCCAAAAGAAAAUGGCGGUCUUCUCUAUGAUGCUUUGGCAAGACCUACAAAGGUGUAUAAAGAAGACAACCCAUUUGCCCAAAAGGAAAACAAAUUAGCAUGUGAGCUGAAGUUUCUGAAGAAAUUGGCUUCGCUUGCCUUUAUAGCCCUCUUUCCCAUUGUCAAUUUCCAGAUAUUUACUACAGUUGUCUUCUUCUCUUCAUUUAAUGAGAUAUCAGUGAUGCCUCAUCAGAAUCAGGGACAAAAUGGGCAGCAGGGUGUGUGGAUGUACCAAUGCAUCCAUUGUAAAAAAAACUUCCCUUCAAGCCAGGCCAUAGCAGGCCAUACAAAGGGUCAUUUCAGAGAUGGCUGGGUUAAAGGAACCCCCCAGAGCAAAGUAUUUGUACUAUUUUCUGAGUAUCAGCAGCAGCAGGGUUCUAUUACUGACUCUUCAAUUCCCGAGAAACAUGUUUUUUCUGCAGCAACAUCUGACACUGACUUAACAGAUGCUCAUCGAUUGCCAAUAGGUGAUGUGCAGAAUUCCAGAAGCCUGGUCGUACGGCCUCCAUCUCCAGCUUCGUCUAGCAGACAACCACGAAUCCCUAGGCAUCAUUUGAGGCUUCGUGAUCUGAAGAUACUAGCUAGGCUAAGGGCUCGUCUUACCAGAGAGGAGCAAGAAGUCAUUUUGCGUCUUCUUGAUAGUGCUAUGGAACAGGCAAAACAAUCAAGCAAGAAGAGCACUGAGGCGGAGGUGAUCCCAAAUAGAAACUCAGAAGCAGCAGCCGCGAUUGGAACUACUGACACAGAUACCGAUGUCUCUUCUGAGGAAUCAGAUGAUGAGUCCAAAAAUAUGUGAUCAUAUGGUUAAAGCAUAUAUGCAAUAGUUUCUGGGCUAUUUCUUAUUAGUUAUGGUUCUGAAGACCGUUCGAAUUAAUAGUGAAGUGUUCUAUUAGAUAUAUGAACAGUAUAAUGUUGUUGCUUUUUUAGAUCAUCUAAGAGUAGAGUUGAACAAGGUUCUUCCCUUUAUCCCCUCUGUUGAAUUAAUGUAUAUGUGACUGCUACUGAGGCAUUGUCUGUGACUGUGUGAGGCCUUGGUUGCUUUAUUAAUUGAAGAUAUAUGUAUGUUUUGCUAUUCUGAAGGAA
Messenger RNA from Solanum tuberosum (potato), 1823 nucleotides. RefSeq lists its product as uncharacterized. Lineage: Eukaryota; Viridiplantae; Streptophyta; Magnoliopsida; Solanales; Solanaceae. Bases 1 to 1536 code for a protein of 511 amino acids. Gene Ontology annotation, biological process: regulation of DNA-templated transcription. The transcript has 7 exons. Gene Ontology annotation, molecular function: DNA-binding transcription factor activity; transcription cis-regulatory region binding. The record is from RefSeq and is a predicted model, not a curated record. Gene Ontology annotation, cellular component: nucleus.